Messenger RNA from Ctenocephalides felis (cat flea), 758 nucleotides. RefSeq names its product glycosylphosphatidylinositol anchor biosynthesis protein 11-like. Gene Ontology annotation, cellular component: endoplasmic reticulum membrane. NCBI's taxonomy places the organism in Eukaryota, Metazoa, Arthropoda, Insecta, Siphonaptera, Pulicidae. Gene Ontology annotation, biological process: GPI anchor biosynthetic process. Bases 27 to 758 code for a protein of 243 amino acids. The transcript is spliced from 2 exons. The record is from RefSeq and is a predicted model, not a curated record.
GUACUGUUAUAUAUUUUACAUGCACAAUGUUAACUUCAUUCAUCUUACCUUCAAAACUGGACACGUUGUCCCAAAAGAUAGUCUUAUUCAACUCCACCUUCUCGAUACUAUGUUACACAUUCCUGUACUUCAUUCUGCAAUAUUCAGAUUACAAUAUAUAUACUUUAGGGUCCUCCAAAUCCUGGCCCAUAAUCUUUUUCAUAUUCAUUCAAGAAAGUAUAAAAACUAUCUAUAAACAUAUACAAGGUGAUACCAGUCGUGACUUUAAGUUACUCAAAGGCAGCAGGAAGGUUACGUCCAGGAGAUUCAGGGUUAAAGAUUUAUUUUUUGCUUCUGUUUUGUUGCUGGUGAUGUAUGUAAGUUUUUGUGCCUUGUGUGUGUUACUGGGGGCACCUUUCUUGACUAAACAUGAAGAAACAUUGUGGUUUUCUUUGUUGCUGGUGAUUCUUGGAGUUUUUUAUAUGAUUUCCACGCUUGGAUGUGAAGGGACUUUGAAUAUACUCUUUGGGGGCAAACAAAUAUUCAGCGAUGGUAUGUCCGAGUACCAUAGACAAAGAGUCUUCCUGACUCUUGCAGGAGCCUGGUGUGGCACGUUUGCAGUACCCUUGGACUGGGAUAGGGCUUGGCAAAAGUAUCCGAUAACUGUUUGUUUAGGAGCCCUUGUUGGAAACUUUGCAAACGAUGUGUUUAGUUUAAUCAGCAUUGUUUAUCCGGCUUGUAAAGGAUUUUAUGCUAAGAAAUGGAAGAAAGUUAAAUAA